AUGAGCAGGCUGGCUGUCAAGGUGGAGUCUACAACGCCUCCGCCAGCACCCGCACCGGCAACCACUCCAGCGCCCAUGCCUUCCAUGGAGCCGCACCACCCGGUGGAUGUGCCCUCGGCUCCCCCUGCGUCGCCGACCAUCCAUGGCGCCUUCUCGACGCCUCCUGCCGUCCGCGUGCCAACUGGGGUUGCCCUUCCUCCUCCUGCAAUUGCCCCUGACUCUGCCACUGAUGCCAUCAUCAAGCAUAGCAAGAUGACAUCCGAGUUGAAUGGCAUGCUGAGUGAGUAUGAAAAAGGCAUGCAUUUCCCAUCUUGGCGCUCAUCUGUUGAGUUCUGUGUCGACAUGUUCAAGGGCCGCAUUCCCCAAGCUCAGCUUGUGCAUUAUGUGCGCAAAAAGCUGGGACCCAAGGCCAGAACUUACACGCAGACAAACCCCUUUGUGACUGAGGCCGAGACGCUCCCUGAAUUGUUGCACGUGCUUGAGCAGGAAUUCCGCCCCAGGAAGAUGGAGCGUGCCGAGGCUACUGCCAACCUGCGCCAAAGCGAGGGCCAGAAGGCCAAGGAGAGUGUCGACAAGGUAAAGGCCAGCUUCACACAGUACAACUGUGCAUUCCCCCAGACAGAGCAUGACCUUCACACUCUGAUUCUGCGGCAUUUCAAUGCACGUGCGCGCAGAUUUAUGUCUGACCGGCUGAGGCUCAUGGCUGUCCAGCAGCACACGCUUUCCAUGUCAGAUCUUGAGGAAGUUGCCCGCGAGUUUGACGCUGACCAGGAGGCCAUGAAGGCCUCCCCUUCACAGCCUGUCGCAGGUGCACACCGCCACGACCACUACACGCGCUCCCGUGCGCGCCAGGAGAGGUCCCCCGCUGCCAUGGAGUGGCAAGACAAUCUGCGCCGCAAUGACCCGGAGUCCUACGACAUCCUCAACACAAGCCUUGACGACGCCAACCACCGCCAGCGCGGUGAGAGACCUCCGAGCCAAUAUGCUGAUCACUCAUUCAUGCCACAGCACUCAAUGCACCCUGACAGAUCUCGUGGCGCCGGCCGCGGUGGCGGUGGCCGCCAGAUGGGCGGCGGCCGCGGCCAGCGGCCGUCCUUCCAGGAGGGACGCCCCACAGGACAAGGACCCCCAGGAUCUUAUCCUCAGGCCACUGCAGUUUCUCUGUCUGGCAAUGUCAGGUCCAAUUCACCUCAGCUGCCUAGGUCUGCUAACGAUGUGCACGUAGCAAAUUUGCGAGGGCGGCCGCGCAAGGCUGAGCCAGAAUUGCGCACCUCCCCGCCUGCAGACAAGUCACGGGUGCCUGCUCAGAAUUCCAACCCCUUAAUACUGGACAGGUACAGAGCGCGCACGGGGCUGUCGCACUUGAAGACUGGCAGAGACGCAGUCGCCUCAUCCCCUGUCAAUCUCUCCAUGAAGUCCCUUGCUCAGAUGGUCACUGACAAGCGCUGCCAGAAAGCUCAGAAAGCUCUGCAGGAGGUGGCUAGUUGGCUGGAGGAAUCGGACCCUGACUCUCCUGCGCAGGUGUCUGCCAGCGCGCCCACCUACAGCGAGGUUGUGCAGAAUUCAUCACAGAGCCCUAUCUUUGCCUCACCGCAAGCACCCAGUGUUGUUGUGCCGCAGGGUGCCCAAGUGAACUCUGCCCAGAUGGGGCAGGCGGUGAUGGCUGUCUACAAUGUGAGCAUGCCCCAUGUGCAGGCCAACAUUGUUGCUGACAAGUCUGACGAUCCUGUCCUGUUGCAUCUAGAUUCAGGGGCCUCAAUGGGCUGCAUCUCGCAGAAAGCCUGGGAGAGGGAUCAGGCCAAGCUCAAAGCCUCUGGCGCCACGCGCGUCAAGCUGCAGCCUCUCAAACUGUGCAUGUACAACAAUGUGAGCUCAAUUGUGACUGAGUACGUGGUCGGCGCAAACGUGCAGGUCGGGCGCGCAACAUAUACUAUUGAUCUCCUGGUUGUGCCAGACGCCACGUAUGACUAUCUGCUUGGACCUGACUUCCUGGCCAGGUAUGCCGUGUCGCUGCACUUCCACGAGCACCAUGUGCGGCUUGGCUGCUCCAGGGAGGAUGCAUCCGGCAGGAAGAAGGGCGCUGGCUACCAGCGGGUGCCACUCUUCUACACCGGCAGCAACCUGUACCUGAGGGUCCAAGGGCCGCGCAACUACCACAACAAUGAUGGGUGA
Molecule: messenger RNA, 2172 nt
Organism: Coccomyxa subellipsoidea C-169
Lineage: Eukaryota; Viridiplantae; Chlorophyta; Trebouxiophyceae; Coccomyxaceae
Exons: 1
Coding region: 1-2172 (723 amino acids)
Source: RefSeq, a predicted model, not a curated record